AUGGGUGCCCAAACGCCAAAGACCGCUGCCACCACUACGUCGUACGCGCCUGAUCACUGUUAUGCUUCACGGUCGGGCCCCAUGGAAGUAGAUGACAGUCAUUCUUCUGCUUCAUCAUGGCACAAUUCACUCACAGCCGCAGAAGGACAUGCAAACAAGGAAAGGGAUUGUACCGCACAGGGAACCAGGCAUGCCUGGACUGACGUCGCAUCACGGCAUGCAACCUCACCUUCGGCGAUACCAAUGUACCACUCGACUAUUCCAGAGGAGCUCGUGGGACUGCUCAGAGUCAUGAUUAGGGAACGCUCGGCUGAGAUGAUGGAAGACAAUGUGCCAUCAACCGAAGAGCUCGCGGAGCAGUUUCUAGAAGCAGUCGACACGCCACCAGUCACCAAACAGUCAUUGAGCGAGCUCGAUAUCCAGAGCAUCAUCACCAACAUGAAAUUACGGCAUGACGUCAACUUUGACCGGGAUCUCAGCUUUAGACCAAACGUGGAUGGCAUCAAAGGGCAAGAAAAGGAACGGGCGGCUGAGAAGUACUGGACAGCGUUGAUCGCCGAGCUUGAAUUGUACAACCGACUGUUCCAAGGGACACCAGCAAUCCCGCAAGCCCGGGUUGAGGUUCUCACUCCCCACGCGCAACGGCGCAUACCACUUUUGUUUCAAACGGUCCGAGAUGUUUUAAAGAGCCUGGUUCCUGAACGCGACCAUGCAAGGGUAGAUGAGCAUCUCGAUAUCCCGAUGCUGAUGCAAGCCAUCGAGCGAGGAGUCUGUGACUUUGUUCGACUGGCGGAGUGGAUGGCACAACUACUAAAGGAGCAUUGCGCUCCGAUGCGGGAUGCCAUGGUUGAUAACAUGGUCGUCCUUAUGAAGCAAGGUGCGGCUCAACAUAGAUCUUGGAAGAUUGUCUUCGGUCUGAAGGAGCUCUUCGGCGUCUUGGAGGCUAUGAAACUUGAUGUCGCAAAUCAUCAAAUACGGAACCUGAAGACGCUCUUGAUUGAAGAUACGGUCAACUUCGAGAAGCACUAUCAUUUGGACCGACUGGUUAACGGCAGGGCGAGAGUCAACGUUAACACCGCACAACAGUGGUUCACAGAUGCAGUCGAGGCGUUCGGCCCAGAGUGCUCCCCACGACCACGGGGCGGACCGUGCUUUCAGCUUGAAGUCUUCACCCGCGCUGUCGUAGCUAUUACCUUCGGUAGAGAUGGACGGAGCGAGUUUCCCGACACCUUCUUCCUUGAUCAGGACCGACUACGGGCUCUCAAGGCUGAAGUCGGUGAUCUCGUCAUGUUUGAAGUUUGCAUGGAGAUGUACAUCGCACUGGCAAGACAAUUUGGGUACUCAGGCCAUGUAUCCCUUGCAAUCGGACAACAACUUCGUGUUGCCCUCUCCGCUAUCAUGGGUGAGGCUGCUGGUCGUGGUCCACAACAAUGGGUGGUGAACUCUGAAGCACUUUCCUUGGAGAUUAUGCGACAGGCUUCGCGUCUCGCCGGGAUAUCAUCCGACUACAGCUUCGACCGCAUGGCUGACGCCAACCAAAACCUUCGCGUCCUCUUCAUGCACAGGUCAGCUUACCAUGCAGGACGCCUCGAGGCUACUCUACUACCACAAAUUCUCGCUAAUGUCGACCGGCACGGUUCUUCAUCGCCUGUUGAUCUCUUUACCAAUCUCGUCUCCCUAUCUCCUUCAAUGCCACCCCUACCUACCCUUUCGCGACCCGGCAUCACCGAUACGUUUGCGUUCGCUCACUUACAUCCCGAGACCGCCAAGUUGGCCGACCUGGCCAACCGCAUCACGCACAUCACCCUUCUUCACUGGCGCGUGUGGGGUCCAAUCGCAUACAUUCAGGAUGACGAAUCGCAAAACGCGCGGGGGGACUCAGCCUCAAUCCCCCUGCCACGACAGCCAGCCGGCAACACCGAGCAGGAAGCUUCCGUCCCGGCAAGCAUGCGCACCGGUGAACCACUAGAACCUGGUCAAGAGCCGCAUGUGCGACACCACUCCCUCCAAUGA
Molecule: messenger RNA, 2013 nt
Organism: Pyrenophora tritici-repentis Pt-1C-BFP
Lineage: Eukaryota; Fungi; Ascomycota; Dothideomycetes; Pleosporales; Pleosporaceae
Product: Tcp11 domain containing protein
Source: RefSeq, a predicted model, not a curated record